GGAGCAAUCACUGAAAAAUUGUUUUGACUGAUGUAAUAGUAGUCGCCUCUCUUGAGAUUGCAUAAGAAAUGACCUCCGCCGCUGCUCGAACGUUCCUUUCAUCUACCCCUCGAUUCAUCGUGCGACUUCAGAACACAACACAUUCCUUCUCUUCAUUCUCCACCACAACUCUACGAAAGCAAGCCAGAAUGGCACCUACCAUCCAGAAGCUAAACACCGGUGCUCCCAUCCCAGCCAUCGGCUUCGGCACCUGGCAGGACAAGGAAGCUCAAGAGCCUGCCGUCAUCGCCGCCCUCAAAGCCGGCUACCGUCACAUCGAUACCGCACGCAUCUACGGCACGGAGCCUGCAGUUGGUGCGGCUAUCAAGCGCUCCGGCGUUCCUCGCAGCGAGAUCUUCAUCACGACUAAGCUAUGGAACCACGGCCAUCAUCCUGACGAUGUGCAGAAGGAGGCCGAUGCAUCGUUGAAGGACUUGGGGGUCGACUACAUCGAUCUCUACCUGAUGCAUUGGCCCGCGUCGUUUGCGAGAGGCGAGGAUCUGAUGCCGAAGGACUCGAACGGGAAGUUCAAGGCGGGAGAUACGGACUUCGUCGAUACCUACAAGGCCAUGGAGAAGCUAGUGGAGUCUGGGAAGGUCAAGGCGAUUGGCGUUUCCAAUUUUAGCAAGGGAGAGCUUGAGAGGCUGCUUAAGGAGACGAGCAUCGUCCCCGCCGCCCACCAGAUGGAGCUUCACCCAUGGCUACAACAGAAGGACUUCAUCGAGUGGCACAAGCAGAAGGGCAUCCACGUCACCCAGUACAGCCCCUUUGGCAACCAGAACGAGAUCUACGACUCCGGCAAGAACAUGGGCAAGCUCAUGGAUGAUCCCGUCCUCGUCGAAAUCGGCAAGAAGCAUGGUGGCAAGUCGGGCGCCCAGGUCGCGCUCGCGUGGGGUAUCACGCUUGGCCACUCAGUCAUCCCGAAGAGCAAGACGGAGUCGCGCAUCAAGGCGAAUCUGGAGGGCGACUUCAAGUUGGAUGCGGAGGAUUUGAAGAAGAUUGAGACGAUCGACAAGAAGUUGAGGUUCAAUGACCCGUCGGACAGCUUCGGUUACAAGUUCUACUCAGACUUGGACGGCGCGAAGGACUGAGAGGACGAUAGUUCCCAGAUUUGAGAGUCUCAGAGGCUAUCAUGCUUUCAGUAGCUAGCUAUGAUGCCCAUUUUGGUGCAUCAAAUUUGGCCAGACGACCUGUAUGAUACGGAGAAGUGGCUGGGAUGAAAUCAAAACCUGACGAUUGAACGAGAAUAUACUUAAACAAUGCCUUUAGAACCAGA
Molecule: messenger RNA, 1315 nt
Organism: Mytilinidion resinicola
Lineage: Eukaryota; Fungi; Ascomycota; Dothideomycetes; Mytilinidiales; Mytilinidiaceae
Exons: 2
Coding region: 69-1130 (353 amino acids)
Cellular component (GO): cytosol
Molecular function (GO): aldose reductase (NADPH) activity
Source: RefSeq, a predicted model, not a curated record